This is a messenger RNA of Gadus morhua (Atlantic cod), 669 nucleotides long. It is a transcript of the gene glod5, whose product is annotated as glyoxalase domain containing 5. The transcript is spliced from 4 exons. The coding region runs from base 69 to 584 and encodes 171 amino acids. NCBI's taxonomy places the organism in Eukaryota, Metazoa, Chordata, Actinopteri, Gadiformes, Gadidae. The record is from RefSeq and is a predicted model, not a curated record.
UCAGUAUAUUACGGUAUUGUUCGUUGGAAAUUGCAGCAGCCAAAUAAGGAAGUGAGUAAGAAAAAGAGAUGGCGCUCCGGGCGAUUGGGAAUCGUUUCUCUAACUUACAUUUUGCCUAUGUCAAGACCCUCUCUACGACAACAUUACAAUGCCGACCUCGAAGUUCGUGUCCCGUGGAAGUGAGUCAUCUGGACCAUUUAGUCCUAACAGUGAAAAGUGUCCCGGACACCAUCAACUUCUACUCUGCAGUGCUUGGCAUGAAGGUGAUCACCUUCAAGGGGGAUCGUAAGGCCCUGGGUUUUGGACAACAGAAAAUAAAUCUGCAUCAAGUUGGCCAGGAAUUUGAACCCAAAGCCAAAUUUCCAACCUCCGGCUCUGCAGACCUCUGUCUAAUUACAACGACUUCUUUGCCUACAGUUGCUGCACACCUGCAGGUUUGUGGGGUCCAGAUUGAGGAGGGUCCCGUGGAGAGGAGUGGAGCAGUGGGCAGCAUAUGCUCUCUGUACUUCAGAGACCCGGAUCACAACCUCAUAGAGAUCUCCAUCUACAAGCAGGCACGUCAUCACGAGAAAAGCCCUACUUAGAGAAUCAUUCAUUAAACUAUGAAACUAAUUAAAAGCAUCAAUAUUUUUGUAUGUGAUUUCUCAAUAAAGAAAAAUCUGAUAUGUA